AUGAGUGAGCAUGCCGUCGUGCCGAAACUUCCGGCCGAAAAUGGCGUCCACGUCUGGAGGACGGCAGUGGUGAUGCCUAUCAUCACCUUCUGCUUCGUCGCCGCCAGAUUUUACUGCCGGACUUAUAUGGUAAAGAGGUCCUGGAGCCUCGACGACUAUGUGGUCGCGGGAACGAUGGUUAGCAUCAUUGUGCAUGCUGUUUUGAUGGCCAAUGCGACCUAUCACGGGAUGGGCCUGCACAUAUGGCAGUUCACCCCAGAACUAAACUCGGAAUACUAUCUCUGGAUCGGCAUCUCGUCAGAAUUCUACGUGCUGAGCCUCGCCGGCUUCAAGUCGGCGCUGAUCCUCCUGUACCUGCAGAUCUUCGGCAUCAACAAGAAGUUCCGGUACGUGUGCUACGGGGCGCUGUUCUACACGCUCGGGUACCUGACCUGCAACGCGCUCACCGAGUUCCUCGGCUGCCACCCGAUCGCGAAGAAGUGGCAGCCGACCCUGGAGGGCCACUGCUUGAACUCGAUCGCGGCGAACAUCAUCUACGGGGCUGGCCACAUGACGAGUGACUUACUAAUCGGCAUCUUACCCCUUUGGAUGGUAUGGAAAUUGCAGUUCCCUACGGCGCGACAGAAGAUUGGGCUCAGUCUCGCGCUUAGUAGCGGUCUUAUUGCCUGGGCUGUUGCCUGCGUCCGAUGGGCCAUUUCUACUUAUAACAUGCUGUCUUACGAUCGCCCCUGGUGGGCCGGUAUCAGCUUUACCUUCUCUAUCCUGGAAGUCAACACAGGCCUGAUUUGCGCCUGUGUAGCGACAUUCAGCCCGCUGUUCAACGUCUUCUCGACGCACGUUAGCGCCUGGACGACCCGGACCUCGGCGACCCAAGUAUCGACGGACAACCAGCAGGGCAUUUCGCGGCGGCAAUCCGUCAGCUGGCAAAGCAUCCGCCAGGAGAAAUUUUUGCCGGCGAUGAACCGCAUGCUGCUCUCGGCCGUCACCCCGAACUCGCGACCUCCGCUGCAGACGGGAGGCCACAUGCGUUCGAAUGAUAGCCUAGAGGGGUAUAGUCCUAACAGCAUGGAGCCAAUCGUCACGUCGAACGCGAUGCCGCGCUACGAGCCGCAGGAUGAGUUCGCGCACUAUGAUCUCCAUGGGUUGCAGGCGCUGCACUAUAGCGACCGGGAAGCAGUGUGA
Messenger RNA from Hypoxylon fragiforme, 1182 nucleotides. RefSeq lists its product as uncharacterized. The coding region runs from base 1 to 1182 and encodes 393 amino acids. The record is from RefSeq and is a predicted model, not a curated record. The transcript is spliced from 4 exons. NCBI's taxonomy places the organism in Eukaryota, Fungi, Ascomycota, Sordariomycetes, Xylariales, Hypoxylaceae.